AUGUCUACAUCCGAAAAUGCUACGUCUACUCCCGCCGCCGACAAUGCGGCUCCCCGUGCGGAGCUCGACAUCAGCAAGCUUCAUGCGCUCCCCUCCGAACAACAGGACCUCUACCUCCUCACAUUCACCUCGGACUUAGUCCAGCAUAUAUCAGGAUUGGAUAAGGCCCAGGUGUCGUCGCAGCAGAAAUUCUUGAAAAAGGAGCUGUUCAAGAUCCUCACACUGCCGUCACCAACAAUCACCCGAGUCAUUCGCAACAACCUGGGACGCUGCUUCGGUGCUAUCUUCAGCAAGGGCGAUCGCGGGGUUCUUUUCGAGACAGUGACCGACCUGCUGGGGACUCUGAAUGCGAGCAAAAAUGAGGCCGAACUCAAAACCAAGUUCGCUGCAGCCCACUGCCUGGGAGAGGUAUUCGCAGUCGCCGGAGAGAGUGUCUUUGCGCAAUCCGGAGUUGUUGUGUCAAGCUUACUGAAGCUACUCAAAGCCUCGAGCAACCAUACGGGAUGUCGUGGGUCAGUGUUCUCCGUGCUGCGAAAAGUGGUAGUUGGCUCUGGAGUUCCUGUCGACGAAGCCACAGCCCGAGACAUCUGGAAGCAGGCCCGCAAUGCCGCAACCGGGGACAAAUCGACGUUUGUCCAAGUACACGCAUGUCGCUGCCUUGAACAGCUUGUGAACACGACUCCAUAUUUCGAUAAUGCGAACGACUUUGAUCACUUAAAGACCGUGGUUUGGAAGGCAAUUGACAGUCCUGUGGCUCCCGUUCGACACGCCGCUGCAGCCUGUCUCGCCCGCGCGCUAGCCAAACUGCAUGCUUCGGACACUCGAAUCGCUUCUGUGCCGAAGCCCAAGAAAUCCAAAAGACUGUCACGAAAACCAACAGCGAAACCGACGGAAGACGAGGAGGAGGCCGAGGUUUCAGAGUCGUCAACUACCAAGAAAGCAGAACCACGUCUGUUCUUUCUCCUUCCAGACCUCCUUCGCCAACUUUCUACACAAUACCUCAAGAGUGCGACGUCUAAUCGAGCUCGCGCAGGCAUCGCUGUAUGCUACAAGCACGUCUUGCGGAUUCUAGGUGACAAGACAAUUGAUGAUCGCUACGGCCAGAUCGCGACUCACCUCCUGUUCGAUCUAUUGAACCACCCUACGGUAACGUACAACCGGUUCCGGCUUUUGAUGACAAGGAAGUUUGUCAAGAGCAUUCUAGAAGAUACAGUCGGUCGUGAAUCGCUUCGAGAGACUAGCCAACUGAAUGCGGCUAAAUGGUUGAUUAACGAUGUGCUCAAAGAUUAUCCUCAGGUGGUCCAGGAGCGGCGGGAGCCAAGCAAGCACUCUUUGACUAGCGCUUUGAGCGCACUGUCUUCCCUGAUUGUAUUCCUUGGUUCUGCAUUUGCUACUCUUGCUGAACCUUGUCGUGAGGCUUUGCUGCAGGUUCUGUCUCACCCCAGCUACACCGUCCAAAUACAUGCAGCGCAUUGUUUGCGCAAUUUCGUUCUCGCCUGCCCGCAUCAAUUGCUGUCUUGUGUCACCAUCUGCCUGAAUACUUUGAACAGAGAAGUUGGCCAAUUGGGCACUCCGCGACAGUCGCCGCGUCGCUGUGUUGGUUAUGCCAAUGGUCUUUCGGCCAUGCUCAGUACAUCUCGGCUGCAACCUCUGUACGGGUCUGUUGAUGUGUUUUCCCGUGUAUUUACUCAAGCAACCGAUCUCCUGAAAAUCAGCAGCAACUCCGAGUUACGUGCCGCCUGUACGCAAAUACAAGUCGCUUGGAUCCUGAUCGGAGGUUUAAUGCCCCUCGGGCCGAGCUUUGUCAAAAUACAUCUAUCGCAGCUGAUGUUGCUUUGGAAGAAUGCACUUCCACUUCAUCUGAGUAAGGAAAACUCGGCUCAGCGUGGAGUAUUGGAGAUGAGCUUUCUUGCGCAUGUCAGGGAAUGUGCUCUAGGCGCACUACUGGUCUUCAUGGAGUUCAAUAGCAAAUUGAUCACAGCGGACGGUGCGAAGAGAAUUGCAGCAAUGCUUCAGAAUACAGUUGACUUUCUUGAGGAUCUCCCGCGGCAAAAGUCAGUAAAUGAUUCAUCACAGCGGCUCCACCCAUCGUUACAGUUGCACGAUAUCGAAACAAUGGUCCGACGACGUGUUCUUCAGUGUUUCUCCAAGCUACUUCACGUCCAUCCCUUGAGUCGUGGCGACGUCAUCUCUCAAUCUAGCCUCUUGAGUCUGGCAAUUUCCUCCUUCGCAGAUCCCGAUGCUGCCCAGGCAGGUCCCUUGGAAAGCUCGAUUGCAGCCUCAACCGCGCAGUUUGACACCUUAUGGGAUCUCUGCGAUAAUUACGGAUUCGGGGUGACAGGUAUCACCCGUGAGUACGUUCGCGCGGCGCUUAAUGGCAAGAAUGACAAUGAGAAUGGGCCAUCAUGGUCUGCAGUCGAUUCGGUAGAUCAAAGUAUCGAUGACGCUUUGACAUUCCCAAUCUUUCCUGCAAGCGAACACGACUCGGUCCUGCUCUAUUCAUCGAGACAAGGAGAUUGUCUUGUGGCUGAUCCGCACGCAACUGGUGUCGUGAAUGCGGCCAUCGAUCUCUUUUCCGUGGCUAUUUCACUGCACGCCCCCAAGGUUCAGGAAAGCAGUGUAGAGCAGAUUGCAACAUAUCUCGCAUCGCCCAGCCUCCAGCGAAACCCUGGUCGCAAGGCUGCUAUGAUAGUCAACGUUGCUGUGGCGCUUCUUCAUGCACUCAAAGUAUCGGUCAAGGAGAUUGGCCCCGGAGCUGGGAGGCUCAACCCCGCCACUGAUAAAGUCCUACAGGAGCUUGUUCAGAAAUUCGUCACCGAUCCCGACCUAAUCGUCCGCACAGUCGGCGCCGAGGCGCUUGGGCGGCUGUGCGAGAGCUCCGGCAACACCUUCACAAAUACACAAAUUAAUUGGCUUGUGGAUAAAAUUGUUGAAAAUAGAGAGCCUAAUGCCCGUGCUGGUUGCGCUGCUGCUCUAGGUUGCAUUCAUUCCCAAGUCGGCGGCAUGGCAGCUGGUCUGCAUCUCAAAACCAUCGUUGGCGUCUUAAUGUCUUUAUGUAACGACCCUCACCCAGUGGUCCACUUCUGGGCUCUGGGUGGUUUAGAACGAGUUGCGAACUCCGCGGGGUUGACCUUUUCGCCUUUCGUCUCGAGUUCUCUCGGAAUGCUCGCUCAGUUGUACAACGCGGAUACCCACAAUGAGGAGGCCGCGACCUUGGCUACAUCCAAUAUUGAGAUGACCUUCCUUACUCCUGUGCUCAUCAGUCGCUGUGUUGACUCGUUAAUUAAUGUGCUGGGACCUGACCUCCAAGACAUUGCGAAGACGCGAAACCUCAUCCUCACCCUGCUCAGGCAAUUCCAGCUGGAGGACAACUCGGCCCUGGUCACGGAGAGUUCGAAGUGCCUGGAUCAUCUCUCACUGUAUGCGCCGGCAUACGUCGACUUCUCUGGAUAUGUCAAACGGUUGCAGGUUGAGCUUUCUGCUAAUAAUCCUCUCAUGAGAGAUGUGGCUAUCCGAGGUCUCAGCAAUCUGAUGAAAAGAGAUGCCGCUUCUGUUAUCCGCACCGCCACUCCGGCGCUUGAAGAGGAAAUUUGGCUUGCGUUUGAUGAUAUGCCUGACAAUCCGAUUCUGAAAGGCAUGAUCCAAGAUUGGAUGCAGCAGACAGCGCUCGAAGAGACGGAGCUUUGGAUCCAGCGCUGCCACAAUACCUUGACCAAGACGCGCAUCAAAGCGGAAGAACCCCCUCUUACAUCUGCUGUGAAGCCAUCGGCCAACGAUAUGCCGGAUGACGAGGUUGCAGGUUUUGCGUCCGCAAUUGCUGGUGCCGGACAGUCUGACGGAGCCCAUGACGCAGUCUCCGGACAGGAACUGCUAAAAUGGCAAACGCGGAACUUUGUUAUGAGUUGUCUGAGUGAACUCCUGUGUAUCGUACAGGAAGCGAUUCUGCCUGAUCAAGUCAUUCCCGCUGAACUUGCUUUACAACAAAAGGUCGGAGACAUUGUCAGGAUGGCGUUCUCGGCCUCUACAGCAAAUGUGAUAGAGCUCCGCAUCUGGGGACUGAAGAUUAUCGACCAGGUUCUAAGAAUGUUUGGAAAGACUCCAGACCCGGAUUUCACGGAGGCGUCUCUGCUCGAGCAAUAUCAGGCUCAAAUUGGAUCGGCUCUGACCCCGGCUUUUGCUGCUGACUCGUCUGCCGAACUUGCGUCUGAGGCCAUCAAUGUCUCAGCAACAUUCAUUGCGACAGGCAUUGUGACGAACGUAGAGCGAAUGGGCAGGAUUCUGAAACUUCUGGUUCUUGGCCUUGAGAAUUUCUCUAAUAACUUGGAUACGACCGAAAUCGGCGAACUGAAGGGGCUUAAUUCCAAUGCCAGGGUCAUGGUUAAAAUGGCGUUGUAUUCAGCCUGGGCACGGCUGCAGAUCGCUAGUAUCGAGCAAGAAUACCUGAACGAGGUCGUUCAGCCAUACCUCACCAAGCUCACGCCCCUCUGGCUCUCCUCUCUUCAGGAGUACGCACGGUUGAGAUUCGAGCCAGAUAUUUCGGGGAGCCUGGGCACAGGUCCAUUAGGGGGCGACUUAGACGAAGUGUACGCUGCAUUGAACCGUGAGACACUCUUGAAGUUCUACCAAGAUUCCUGGUUGAACCUUGUCGAUGCAAUUGCUGGGUUGGUCGAGAAGGAUAUUGAUUUUGUCUUUGACGCGUUAGACGGCAAGUCCGAUCUUGAGGAGUCGAAAAAAUCGGAUGAAGAGGAACAGGAUGCGCCGAAAGGAGAGAUCGGAAGCAAAGGCCACGACAUCAAUUAUCGCGACGAGCCUGUCGCUUUCUUUUUUGUUCUCUUUGGUCUUGCAUUUGAGGCUUUGGUUGACCAGUCCACCACCCCGUCACAAAGACUGGAAAUCCUCCAAGCACUUAAGAGAAUCCUACGACCAGUGAUCUCCGGCAACGCAAUCUAUCAGGACGCUAUCUUCUCAGAGACAAUGGAUUCGCUUGACCGCCUUGCUUUGACUGAAGGCACCCCUAUACAGAACGUGAUCGUGGAAAUUGCACGCAACCUCUCUUUAGACCAUCCGUCAGCAAAGGGAAGCGAGGGUCGAGAUGACCAUCUUUCCGAUGACAUCGAACAGCUUUUCGAGUUGACGAGAAGCAUCAUCCUUGUCCUUGCGGGACUACUACCUAACUUGCGAGAGUCCACGCCUCUUGCACGGUUUAGCGUUGGAUCAGAAGACGCCUUGUCGCUCAUCCGGCUCUCCCUCUCCUCGCUGGUCAAUGUCGCCUCAAUAUUCCCUUCCAUUAUCCGCAAUGACCUCAACGCAUGUAUUCUACAUAUCUUCAGUACAAUUCUAGCGACGGGCCUAUGCCAAGCCGAAGUCGUCCCCCAAGCGCUCCCCACGUUCAAGCACUUCAUCAGCAGCGUCAGCAACAACCGGGACUUUGGGCCAGACGACCCCGAGAACCUGGCCGUCGUGUCCCGCCAGUUACGCGGUUGCCUGACUCGCUUCCUCACGACGCUGACCAUCGCGCAACGGCGAGAGUCCGAGUCGUCGUUACCCUGCGCGAAGAAUACGCUUUUGGCGAUCGCUAUCCUGCUCACCACCGGGGGUCACCUUAUCCCACCGCACGACCCAGUCAUUCCCUGCGUCCUAGACGAACUACUCGACUGCCUCCAGGACGUUGGUCUCGCCAACGUCGCCGCGGGCUGUAUUCGCUCCAUCCUCCUCACUUCUUCCCCCAAAUCAACCACCAGCGAGAGCAUUGCCCGCUACCUCACCCCGCGCCUCAUCGGGUUCUACGUCGGCUGUCCCAAGGAGAACGGCGACGUGGCCGACGACCCGGAGAAUUCUAGAACUGUCAUCGCGCGCACCCUGGUCUCCUGCGUCACGACCGCCGUCUUCUCCGCGGACGCCACGCCCACCGCCAUGUCCCUCGUCAUGUCCGCCCUCCUUGCCCGCGCCGACCGCGAGGGCUCCGCCGUGUAUACCGAGACCUCCGCUCACCUGCUCGAGCUCGCCAAAGCCAACCAAGCCAUCUUCCGCGCCCUGGUAGCCACCAUGCAGCCCGCCCAGAAGACCCUCCUCGAGGAUAUCCUGCGCAGUGCCGACGCAACCUCCGGCGCGGGGACCAAGCAGGGCCGCGACCGCGCCUACUCGGACCAUGAACAACAGAGCAUGCCCAGUAUUGCGCUGCGGAUGGACUUCUAA
This is a messenger RNA of Aspergillus aculeatinus CBS 121060, 6195 nucleotides long. RefSeq names its product AP-1 complex accessory protein LAA1. Gene Ontology annotation, cellular component: Golgi apparatus; endocytic vesicle; membrane. Bases 1 to 6195 code for a protein of 2064 amino acids. The record is from RefSeq and is a predicted model, not a curated record. The transcript has 6 exons. Lineage: Eukaryota; Fungi; Ascomycota; Eurotiomycetes; Eurotiales; Aspergillaceae. Gene Ontology annotation, biological process: endocytosis; intracellular protein localization; retrograde transport, endosome to Golgi.